UCCUGCUUCACUCGGUACGACGAUGGAAAGCUUAACGCUGAGUGAUGUCGAGCAGAAAUACUACUCGGAGCUUUUCGUCUACUGCGACACGGACAACACCAAAAAAGUGGCUUCUAAUGGGAGAGUUCUUGACCUUUUCCGGGCGGCCCAGCUCCCCAGUGAAGUUGUCCUGCAGAUCACAGAGUUGUGUGGAGCCACUCGGCUGGGUCACUUCGGACGGAGCCAGUUCUACAUUGCGUUGAAGCUCAUCGCCAUCGCCCAGUCUGGGCUGCCCCUCAGGGUGGAAAGCCUCAAUUCAGUCAAAGAUCUGCCGCUGCCCAGGUUCGUGGUGGGGAAGAACGAGGCAGAAGCGAGGCACGCUGCCCUGUACCAAGACGCAGACAGCCAAGGCUUGUACCCGGCGCCCGGAACUGCUUUAAUACCCAGACCGCCGGGCCGGGGUCACCAGAACAAGAAAGGCCCCCCUUCCUCCACUUCACUUCCUGCCCACGAGGUCAUCCAGCCCCUGGCGCCCAGCAUAGAAGCUCAGCCCGAACCGACGUCCCCGGUCAUCUCCCCGCACCAGUCUCCCCCCACGUCCCCUCACUCUUGGAGAAAGCACAAACGGCAACACAGCGGAGGGAACGCAGACAGGCAACAAGUGGUGGCUGCAACCGGAGCUGUGUGGACGCAGUUCAGAGAACCACAAACAGGGCCAGUGACCGGUGAUGGCAUGUGGUCGUCUCACUCGCCCCCUCCUCCGCUUCCCCCAAGCCAGGAAAGCUGGGUCAGUUUCACAGCAGACACCCCGCCCUCCAGUACGCUCCCAGCAAUGCACCCGUCAUCGGUCCAGGAAAGCACAACGAUACGAACCGUGGCCUCGGCUGCGACGACCAACGAGAUCCAGCGACAGUCCAGCGGCUACGACGAUCCCUGGAAAAUCACAGACGAGCAGAGACAGUAUUACAUCAACCAGUUCAAAACUAUUCAACCAGACCUCACUGGCUUAAUACCUGGCUCAGCCGCGAAAGAGUUCUUCACUAAAUCAAAGCUACCGAUUUUAGAGCUAUCACACAUUUGGGAGCUGUCGGACUUCGAUAAAGACGGAGCUCUGACCCUGGACGAGUUCUGCGCGGCCUUUCACCUCGUCGUGGCCAGAAAAAACGGCUACGACCUUCCAGAGAAACUUCCAGAGAGCCUCAUGCCGAAGCUGAUUGAUCUGGAUGACUCAGCAGAAGUUCCUGAGCCGGCGGAUGAAGUCGGGUACUCGGCUUCGCCGGUGGAGGUCACCCCCAACAAAUCGCCCUCCAUGCCUUCGCUCAACCAGGCCUGGCCAGAGAUGAACCAGAGCAACGAGCAGUGGGAGACGUUUAGCGAGCGCUCCUCCAGCUCACAAACUCUGACCCAAUUUGACUCUAACAUUGCACCAGCUGACCCUGACACAGCCAUCGUCCACCCAGUUCCCAUCCGGAUGACUCCUAGUAAGAUUCACAUGCAGGAGAUGGAGCUGAAGAGGACGGGCAGCGAUCACAAUCAUCCUACCAGUCCGCUGCUGGCAAAACCCCCAGAACUGUCCGAAGAAACCAAACUGCCUCCUUCCAUGAAGUUUGUAGCUGCCAACACCGUCGGUGAUGGUUACAGCAGCUCCGACUCGUUCACGUCGGAUCAGGAGCCAAUCACCAGGCAAAGGUCUCAGUCGGGUGCGUCUCCAGACGCGCUGAAGGCCGUAGCCCCACCCCCUCCGCCUCCUCGCCCCCAGCAGUCCCACUCUCGCUCGUCGUCUUUGGACAUGAAUCGCACCUUCGCUGCCCCGGCAGCACCAGGCCAGCCCCAGCCGUCUGCGAUCGCGUUUCCUCCUGCGGUGCCGCCUCGACCACUGCCCACACAGUCGUCGGUACCGCUCACUGGGCAUCGUGUGGAGGCAGAGGGUGUCCCUGCAGGGGGCGCUGGUCUCACCACCACCUCCCCGCAGCAGAUUCCUCAGCAGCCCAACUUCGCCGACUUCAGCCAGUUUCAGGCGUUUGCUGCGUCUGAGCAGCCGUCCAGCCUGCCGGACAUCGACAAGCACAGCGAGGCAGGACAGGCAGACAAGAUAUCAGAGGGAGCCGGCCCUUUAAGAGCAGUGAAAAGUGACGGCCCAGCAGAUGAGAGAACAUCGGCUACAGUCAACUCUGCCAAGGGUUCGUCGGGCCCUCUGGCUCCGCCACCAAAGCCCGUUCGGCGGCGGUUGAAGUCUGAGGACGAGCUCCGACCCGAAGACGAGCAGAUCGGACCCCAGAAAGCCGGCGCCAUCGCUGCGCCCCUCACCUCUCAGCCCUCCAUCCCCAGAUCGAUUGGAAAGGACAAAAAGGCAAUUCAAGCUUCCAUCAGAAGAAACAAGGAGACAAACACAGUAUUGGCUCGACUCAACAGUGAACUACAGCAACAACUGAAGGAUCUGCUGGAGGAGAGGAUAUCCCUGGAAGUGCAGCUGGAGCAGCUCCGGCCUUUCUCCCACCUCUAGCCGAACACGCGGAGCAGAACUCGGCCGUAGCUCCUCGGCUCUCCUUCCCUCCGCUCCUCUCGCCUUCCAUCAUCAUUUCCCCGGUCGGAGGCCGCCGGGCUUCCCGUUAAACGAAACCCUCUCCCUCUGAUCUGUCGCACAGUCUUAGCAACAAAUGGAGAAGAGAGGAGCAGAUUUCACCACCCGGCACUUUUCACAUCUCUUUUGUUUUUUUGUUUUUCUUCUUUGUUUUUCUGAAGAGGAUGACGGAAAAACGGCGAAACGUGAAGACGAAACACCUGGUUUCUGACGAUGGAAAAGCCGUCUUCAGGAACAAAUCGUUGUGUUGGUGUGACUGGUUUUGUUUUUGUUCCUCUUAAAGCGGCUUAAUUAGAGGCUCGCACCACUAAGUCCAAAUUUCCGUUGAAAAUUUGGUUAAUUUAAGGAAACAAAAACAUUUGUUUACCUUUUGAGGGAAACGGUAAAAAAUAAAUAAAUCUGGUCAGUAAUGUUCAGAAAUAGUUUAAAAUCUGAUCCAUUUUAUUCUAAAUAAAAUAAAACUUUGACCAAAGAAAAAAAAUAAAGUUGGAGUAAGGUUCUGUGGAAACACCAUAAGCAGUUAAUAUCUUACCGUCGGUAGAUAACUCUCUUGGCGUCUUCAUUUAGUAUAAAUCUGGAUUAGCUACUAGCAUUUUAACACUUAAAAAUGCUAUUUUUAUUUCCUUUUACCAGUCGUCGGGUUUACAUUUCACGGUUAUUUACACAGAAAUGGGUGUUAAUUCACAAAACAAAUCCAUGUUGGAGGUGGUGCGCCACCAAUAGUCUUCCUAUGUGUAACACGCUCUGAAAAUGCAACAUGUAAUUUAUUACCAGUCAGAGAAACUGUCUGUAACUAAGCUGCAUUAACUAGCAAGAUAAUAUAUCAGUUUGAGUUGAUGCAGUUUUAUUUUAGGUAACGAAAUUAACCACAAAUGCUUUACAUGUUCUGUUCUCGGGGAAGAUAAUAGGUGACGGACUGCCUCCAACAUCAAUUUUCUACUUGACAAAUUUAGAGGUUCAGAAAAUAGUUUUUGAUAAAACAGCUCCAACUAAUCUGCAUUUACCCUAAAUAAAGACACAAAGAGAGUCGGCUGCAGCCUGUAAGAUAUAAAAUACUCGCAUUGUUUUAACUGAACUUCACUUCAAAAAAUCCAAAAUAAUUAUUUUAAACACACCUGCUGUAGAUUUAGGCAGAAUUAAAAGAGAACUGACUGUUUUUAAAUAAAGACUGAAAAUUGGACCGCCCAAAGUUUCUCUUAUUGCUUUUUCAUCAAAUUAACAAAUGUGGUGUGAGCAGCUUUGUAUUUGAUUUAUAAGAACCGAAUAAAAGAAGGUUUCCCAAGCGAGCUGGUUUCUACGACAGCGUGUCAGGGUCACUGUAGA
Messenger RNA from Poecilia latipinna (sailfin molly), 3883 nucleotides. RefSeq names its product RALBP1 associated Eps domain containing 1 (gene reps1). Gene Ontology annotation, molecular function: calcium ion binding; protein binding. NCBI's taxonomy places the organism in Eukaryota, Metazoa, Chordata, Actinopteri, Cyprinodontiformes, Poeciliidae. The transcript is spliced from 19 exons. Gene Ontology annotation, biological process: endocytosis; endosomal transport. The coding region runs from base 23 to 2482 and encodes 819 amino acids. The record is from RefSeq and is a predicted model, not a curated record. Gene Ontology annotation, cellular component: cytoplasm; plasma membrane.